Paramecium octaurelia is the source of this 1028-nucleotide messenger RNA. NCBI's taxonomy places the organism in Eukaryota, Ciliophora, Oligohymenophorea, Peniculida, Parameciidae. The record is from the annotation of a GenBank genome assembly.
AUUUAUCAUAAUAAUGAGCAACGUUCCCAAUUCACAACAUCCACCUUAAGCUCCAUAAUAAGGUGCACCAUACUAACCACCAUAAUUCUAACCUGGAUUUGCUCCUUAAUAUGCUCCCGCUCCAGUGACUUAUGGUCCACCUCUCACUUCAUCACCAUUGAGAUAUUCUCAACCUCUUUAUUAGCCAUCUGUUGUAGCUUAGCCAGUAUAUGCCCCAUAAGUUGUCUAACAACCUGUGUAUGCUCCACCGGUUGUUUAACAACCAGUCUAUGCUCAACCAGUUGUUUAACAACCAGUUGUCACUCAAUCUGUUGUUGCCCAACCAGUUGUUGCCCAACCUGUCGUUGCUGCAUAACCAAUCAAAGGAGAAAGCAGAAUCGAAUAUGUUCCAUACGAAAAGACUGUUUUGGAAUAUGAAGAAGUCAGACAAAAAAUUCAAGUUCCAAGAGAAAGAUAUGUGACUGAUUAUUAUGCAGUUGAGUACUAAACAGAAUAUGUUCCAUAAGUAUUCCAAGAAAAAUACACAGGUACUUAUUAUAAAUAUCACAAUUAGAAUACGUCCCAGUCGAUAGAUAUUAAGAAAGAGUUGAAUAUUAUCCAGUCGAAAGAUAAGUUGUACACUAAUAAGCCCAACCAGUUGUUUAACAACCAGUCUAAGUUGUUUAACAACCAGUAUCAGUUGUCUAAUAACCAGUCUAAUAUGUUUAAUAACCAGUGGUCUAAUAACCAGUCUAAUAUGUUUAAUAACCUGUCGUCUAAUAACCAUUGGUUCAAUCCAUCCCAGUCUAGACUGUUCGUCCACCAGUUUAUGCUCCAGGAUCAUUACCUUUAGCCUAAACUGUAUCACCAAGAUUACCCCCUCAAGCUUAGGUAUUAUUUAUCACAAUUAAUUUAGACCAAACCUACUGGUUAAGCAUAGCCAAAAUAACCACAAUAAUAAUAGAAACCAAAGAGCUUUUUGGACAGAUUAUUCGACAGAGAUUGAUAUGAAUUAUUUUAUUAAGAUACAUAUAUCAAAUCAAAUUUUG